Sporisorium graminicola is the source of this 10038-nucleotide messenger RNA. RefSeq lists its product as uncharacterized. Gene Ontology annotation, biological process: mitochondrion organization; late endosome to vacuole transport; protein retention in Golgi apparatus. The record is from RefSeq and is a predicted model, not a curated record. The coding region runs from base 1 to 10038 and encodes 3345 amino acids. Lineage: Eukaryota; Fungi; Basidiomycota; Ustilaginomycetes; Ustilaginales; Ustilaginaceae. Gene Ontology annotation, cellular component: extrinsic component of membrane. The transcript has a single exon.
AUGUUGGAAGGCGUCCUCGCCUCGCUUCUCAAUAGGCUGCUCGCCGCCUACGUCGAUGGCCUCAACACAAGUCAGCUCAACGUAGGCAUCUGGUCCGGAGAUGUCAAGCUGCGCAACCUCCGUCUCAAAACGUCAGCCCUCGACAAAUUUCGUCUUCCCAUCGACGUCAAGGAGGGCUACCUCGGCGACCUGACGCUCUCCAUCCCAUGGUCCAACCUCAAGGGCAAGCCGGUUCGCAUCCUUGUCGAGAAUGUCUACUUACUAGCUGCACCCAAGAACAGCAGCGUCGAGGUCGACGAGGAAGAGGAAGCUCAGCGUGCACAGGCUGCCAAGCAGGAGAAACUCGCCAAUGCAGAGCUGCUCGGCAGGGAUAGCGGUCAGGGCGUUGGCAUCUCUUCUGAAGACGAGCAAAAGAACCAAUCCUUUACAAGCUCCCUCAUCACCAAAAUCGUCGAUAAUUUGCAGUUCACCGUGCGCAACAUCCACAUCCGCUACGAAGACAGCCUCUCAAACCCCGAACACCCCUUCUCUGCCGGUAUCACGCUCGCCGAGUUCUCUGCCGUCUCCACAGAUGCCAACUGGAACCCCACUUUCAUUCAGAACAGCGGCGAUGGCAUCCACAAACUCGCCCGUCUCGAGUCGCUCUCGGUCUACUGGGACACAGACUCCGAGUCGCUCGCCGGCCACGAGAUCUCGGAAGCGCAGAAGAAAUUCAACGCACUCAUUGCACGCGACGGCAGCACACCUAGCCAUCAGUACAUCCUCAAGCCCGUCUCGGGUGCAGGCAGACUGGUGAUGCGCAAAAAGAUGACCUCGGAAGUGCCCAAGAUGGAUGCGCAGCUGCUCUUUGAAGAGCUUGGCUUCGCACUUGAUGACGAGCAGUAUCGCGACGUUAUCUCGGUCGCCGACCUCUUCCAUUUCUACACGCGCCAAGCCCAGUAUCGCAAAUUCAGGCCAAGUACCGAGGAGCUCGAAGAAAAUAGACCGCGUGCCUUGCUACGCUUCGCCGGCAAAGCCAUUCUCAACGAAGUGCACGAGCGCCAUCGCGUCUGGACUUGGGACUACUUCCGCCAGCGACGCGAUGACCGUAAGGAAUAUGUCGAGCUUUUCAAAGAAAAGGAGAAGAGCGUCCAAAAAACCAACCAGCAACAGGCGGGCGUCGCCAUUGCUCAGAGCGACAGCGGUUCGCGGCUCGAGCAGCUCGAGAAGAAGCUUGACUACAAGGAUAUCCGCUUCUACCGCUCCAUAGCGCGGCACGAGCUUCGCAAAGAGAAGCUGACCGCCAAGAAGGAUGACCUUGCGCAAGGCGGCAAUGGCGCCGACGCCGAUGGCCAGAACGCAAAAGGCAGCGGCGGAUGGCUCGGCUGGAUUUGGGGCGGAGGCGGCGGUGGUCAGCAGCAGCACGGCCACGAGGAUGGCGUGCUCAACGACGAGCAACGAAAGGAGCUCUACGACGCUAUCGAAUGGGACGAACAAGCCAGUGCCUCGUCUCUCACACAAUCGGUCGACGCGCCCAGGGACGCCAUGCACCUCCGCCUCAUCACCAAGCUCAAGACCGGAUCGAUCGCACUGAAAGACCAUGCGCGCGGCACCGACAUCCUCUCGCUCGUGUUUGACUCGCUCCAGGCCAACGUGAUUCAACGGCACGGCAACCUUGAGGCGGCUGUGGCGCUCGGAGGUCUGCGUGUCUACGACGGCACCACACCCAACUCGCUCUAUCCGCAGGUAGUGCGCGUGAAGGACGACGAGUUUGACAAUCCAACGCGCCAAAAUUCGGAUCCGGGCGAUCUCAAACGCAUCGAGCAGGAAGUCGAGCAGGAGAGCGACCCAGAUAAUCCCUUCUUCUACGCCAAAUAUGAGCUGAAACCACUCGAUGACCGCGCCGACAAUGCCCUGACGCUCAAGAUGCGCUCCAUGGAAAUCAUCUACCACCGCGGCUUUGUCGAAUCUAUCGUGCGCUUUUUUAAGCCGCCCGAGAGCGAGCUAGAGCUGAUCGGUGCGCUGAUCGACGUCGCCAGCGAGACCAUUGAGGGCAUUCGCAAGGAGACGCGUGCCGGCCUCGAGAACGCACUGCAGAACCACAAGACCAUCGACAUGGUCGUCGAUGUCAAGGCGCCCAUCAUCAUCGUCCCCGAAGACGUCACCACCAAAAAGUGUCAGCACAUGGUGCUCGACGCCGGUCGCAUCGCUAUACGCUCCGUGCUCGCCGACCAGAGCGCACUCGACACGGUGCGGUCCAAGCAGAACCGCGCCUACACCGACGAAGACUACCGUCAGCUAGAGGACCUCAUGUACGACCGCUUCUUCGUCAAACUCGAAUCGGCUCAGCUCGUCAUGGGCAACGACAUCGACUCGUGCAUCAAAGGCCUGCACUCGGACUCUACCGACCACGGCCUUCACCUGCUGGAACGUAUCAACUUGGAUUUCACCGUGCACAACUCGAUCCUCUCUUCGGCACCCAACCUGACCAAGUUCAAGAUGACCGGACACUUGCCCACGUUACGUGUCAACUUUUCCGAUCGCAAGUACAAGACGCUCAUGCGUAUCAUCGAUGUGGCCAUCCCCAACUUUGAUGACGUCACUGGAGGAGGUGAUUCGCCCACCAAAGGCUUGGGCACUAUCGAAGAAGAGCUCGAGCCCGUGGCGAUCGGCAAAGCACGGCAGGAUGGCGAUGCCGACGACAAAGACCCGGACGACGACGACGAAGGCGCCAAACCGCGGCGUGCUCGUGGCCGACCGUCAGAGACGCUGGAUCUCAACAAGGCUCGCCGUCAACGACUCGUAGGACAGCUGCGUGGAGAAGACGAAUACAUCGUCGACGCCGGCUUCGACGACGACGACGGCAAGGACGAGUUUCAAGAUGCUGAAGAUGCCACCGUUGACAAGGUCAACGCCCAUCAGAAGACGUUUGAGCUCGAGUUUGUUGUCGACUCGCUCCAGGGCUCCAUCUUCAGGUCGGCCACCGAUCCUUCGCAGCCCGACCGUCUGCUCGUAGAUGCACGCUUCGAAGGUUUCCUGCUGCAACUUGCCGUGUAUCCAUACCACAUGGACGUCGACGUUGGUCUUCGCAGUCUCGAGCUUGAGGAUAAGAUCGUCGAUCAAGGAGCCCAGUUCCGUCAUCUCAUCACAUCCAAGCACGUUCGCGAUAGCAGCUCGCGUUCAGCCACGGCCGAUUCCAGUGCUUCGUCAGGAACAGCGUCGCCAGCGGAGCAACGCGAUCUAGUUCGUGUGCGUUACACGCGCGUCAGCGUCGAGUCGCCCGAGUUCAUGACCAAGUACGAGGGCAUCGAUCAGGCGGUCAACGUGGAGCUCUCGACCAUCAACGUCAUGCUCACACGUGUCAGUGUUCUCGCAAUGUAUGACUGGAUUAUGACGACCUUUGUCUCUACGGACGAGCCCACAUCCUCACCGGCGCCUCCGCAGGAACAGCAGCGUCGUCCUAGUCGCUCGUCGGAUCGACGACCAAGCGAUGCCGCGUCAAAGAGGGCGUCUAUCCGGCCUUCCGAAUCGACUUCCAACACGCAGGCUGUGGCCAAUGGCGACGGCAUGGGGCGCAAAGAGAAGCUGCGUGUUCGCGUCAAGCUCAACUCGAUCGUGCUCCGUCUCAACAACGACGGCAGUCUUUUGGCGACGCUCACUCUUUCGACCGCUGAUGUGGCCGUCAUGCUGCGGGGCAACACCAUCCGCGUCGCUGCACGCCUCGGCUCGCUGCUUCUCUACGACAACGCCAAGCGCAGCGUCGCUGACCCUCACUUCAAGAAGCUGCUCAGCAUCCAGGGCGAUGAGCUGGCCGACUUCACGUACGAGACCUUCGACGAGGCGGACUCCGCCUCGUAUCCUGGCUAUGACUCUUCCAUCUGGCUGCGGUCCGGCUCGCUGAAGUUCACCUUUGUCGAAGAGCCGAUCCGCGACCUGCUGCAAUUCUUCAGCAAGUUUGCGCAGAUGAAGGCCGUCUACGAUGCUGCCACGCUAGCUGCUUCCAACCAGGCCUCGCAGCUCCAGGAGCGAGUCAACAAGAUGCACUACGAUGUCCUCAUCAAAACGCCUAUCGUCGUGCUGCCACGCUCUGCCGACGCUCCUGACGUGAUGACGGCCAACCUGGGUGAAAUCUACGCCAAGAACACCUUUGCUAUCCGCGAUAACAAGGAGGCUAUCACCAAGAUCGAAGCCGGCCUCCGCCACAUUCGCCUUGCCUCGCGCAUGCGGUACGGAAGCCAGGAGUAUCAUGUCCAGAUGAUUGACGAUGUCAAUAUCUCGCUUGACUUGAUCCAGACGGAUCGAGCCAGUGCGGCACCCGACGGUCCUGUCAGCGAUAGCCCCGAAACACAGAUGGUUGCCAAGAUGUCCGACGUGCACAUCAAGCUGACCGAAGCGCAGUACUGUUUCGUCAUGGAGCUGACCCAAUCGAUUCCGCGUGCAUUCGCAGGGCUGGCUGACGAGGCGAGCGGUGCCGAUGACACCAGCAGCGCACCAAACUCGAGUGCGACCCCAGCCGCACCUGUAUCUCCGACGACGGGGUCCAAGACGAGAAAAGCAUCGGGUCAGCAGUCAGCCAAACCGCAGAGAGGCAAGUCAGGCGACAGCACACCCGGCAAAAGCGGAGACGCAACGCCAGCUGCCCCGACGCCGCCGAAGAAGGGCCCCGGUGUCGACAUGCUUCCGGAGCUCGGAACCGUCGUUCACACCGAGAAUGGCGACACAACUGUCUACACGAGCCUCGACAUGUUUUUCGACGUCAAUUCGAUCCAGCUCGAGCUGUUCACUGCCGCUGCCACCGGUCAAGAGACGCUGUACAACGCGCAGCUAGCGCGUUUCUCCAUCAAUGGCUCCGAGGUUAAGCUCAAGAUGCUAUCGGACAACUCGCUCGAGGCCGAAGUGGCGCUCAAGACGUUUACAGUGACCGACCAGCGGCCGGACAAGGACACAAAGUUCCGCGAAAUCGUCCCCGCCGUCAAGCACGAUGGUCAUCAGUUCAUGAUGAGCUACAGCGUCUCAGGCGGCGACGAUGGCUCGGCACUGGCGCUCAUCACCGUCGACAGUCCCAAGGUUAUUUUCUCGCUCGACCCGGUGUUCGCACUGCUCAACUUCUUCUCAAGCGCGUUCCCAGACUCGCCCGCAGAUGACAGCAGAGCCGGUGCGACAACUGGCACCACGACUGCGAACAGCGAUGCCACCGAUGGCCUGCAACCCGCUGUUGGACCACGGACUGACGCAGCGGCCCCAGAAGCCACACGAGCCAAUGCUGCAGCAGGAUCAUUGGCGUUCCGCGUCAAUGUCGUCGACCCGACCAUCAUCCUGCUUGCAGCUCCGGAGCGCCAUGACACUGAGGCCAUUGUACUUUCCAUCAAGCAGGUGCUCAUGUCACAGCAGGGAAUCUUGGCGCUCAAGGUGGACCAAUUUGGCAUGUUCAUGUGUAGGAUGCAUCGUCCCAAGGACACGUUGCGCCUGCUCGACAAUUUCGACUUGGCUCUGUCGAUGGACAGCCGCGUCAGCGAGACGAGCUCGCUGGCCAGCAUCGAGAUCGACGUCGAGCCGCUCGUUCUGCGCGUCUCGCUGCGCGACAUUCUCAUGAUCCAGUCCGUCGUCAACAAGGCCAUCGAGCUUUCAUCUCAGCAGUCUUCUGCUUCCAGCAAGAAUGACGCCAAGAGCAUCGCGUCCUCGCAGCGCAGGCAGGACUCGAUGGCCAGCAGCAGCAACACGAUCGAUUCGCUCACCAGGGCACCCAGGACCACCAUAAAAUCGGACGGCAGCAGCAUGGUCGACACCAAGCCCCCGCAACGUCUGGAAGAUGCCGAGCUGGUUGUGGCGAAAGAGUCGCUCCGCGCCGACUUUGCCGGCCUGCAGAUCAUUCUCAUUGGCGAUGCCCAUUCACUGCCCAUGCUGGAUCUCAGCGUAUCCAAAUUCGCCGUCGACGUUCGUGACUGGUCUGGAGACAUGCACGGCAGCACAUUGCUCGACAUGUAUAUCAACUACUACAACCUGUCGCGGUCACACUGGGAGCCGCUCAUCGACCCAUGGAGCGUCCAGUUCAAGAUGGAGUCUAGCACGGCGCCUUCGCGCUUCAAUGCGACCAUCUCGAGCACGAAGCGGCUCGAACUGAAUGUCACCACGACGCUCAUCGAGACGAGUCUUGCGGCCAUGUCACUCAUCAACGAUACCGACUUGCAAGAUCUGCAGCAGCGCAACCGUGCUCCCUUCGUGAUUCAAAACCGCACCGGCUACCGCAUCUCGCUAUGGCCGGAGCAUGACGAUCGCGAGCGCAAGAGCAAGACGUCGCCUCAGCAUUUGGACGACGGCAAGGACAUGCCGUGGCGUUUCGACGACUGGAAGUCGAUGCGUGAGCACAUCCACGAGAGCGGCGGUAACCGACUCUCGCUCCAGAUCGACGGUAUGCCGUGGGAGCGCCUGCGCCACAUCUCGGUCGACCGCGAGGGCGAGUACAUGCUGACGCUGCGACCCAAGCUGGACAAGGUGGCGCACCGCGUCCAGUACGAAGUCAAGCUGCACAACAACGUCAAGUACAUCACGUUCCGCUCAUCGUUCAAGAUCGAGAACAAGACGCUCAUUCCGAUUGAGAUGGUCAUCCUUGACCACGAGGGCAAGAUCACAGACCAGGUCCGUCGCAUCGGCCCUGGUGAGGACUGUCCUGUGCCCAUCGAAGCCGCUUACCACUGCCGUGUCAAGAUCCGACCCGACCCAGGCUUUGAGUAUGAUUGGUGUCAUGAGAGCCUCAACUGGCAGGACCUGCUCAAGAGGUCGACGCGUACCUUGACCUGCCGAGCCCAUGACGAAAACGAAGCGCCGUUCCGCUUCCAGAGCUUCGCCAUCUACGACCGUCAGGAUCCUAACAGCCGCACGUACCCGCGCAUGACACUGCGUCUGCGUGCACCCGUCGAGGUCGAAAACCUGCUGCCGUACGACAUACAGUACCGCAUCUUUGACAAGAAUCUAAACCACAAUUGGUCGAGCUAUUUGCGCAAGGGCGGCAUCAGCCCGAUCCAUGUCGUCGAGCUGUCGCACCUGCUGCUGCUUAGUGUCGACAUCCAGUCGUCGUGCUUCUCGCCCAGCGAGUUUGCCAUCAUUGCCACCGACAACCCUGAUGACUUCCCCGUGGAGAAGACGCUGACACUCGCCGAUGCCGAGAACCUCAAGCUCAACCUGCGCCUCCACUACUCGAAGCACCCUGACUCGGGUGGAGCUUUCAAGGUGCAGAUCUAUUCGCCAUACAUUUUCAUCAACCAGUGCGGCCUGCCAUUUGCGCUCAAGACCAAGUCGUGGCUGGGUAGCGCCAAGCUCGUCGCCGGCCAGGACCAGGGAGGAGUUUCUGCCGAGAUCCGCAAGACGCCCGAGCCAUUCCUGUUUUCGCACAACUCAAACGACCGUCGCAAUCGCGUGCUGAUGCGUGUCGGCGACUCGCAGUGGUCCAAGCCGCUGUCGUUCGAGGCGGUCGGGUCCGAGACCGAGGUUGUCAUCCCGUCUGCGUCCAAGAACGAGGAGAUUCACGUGGGUCUCACUGUCGAGGAUGGCCUCGGCAAGUUCAAGCUGUCCAAGGUGGUCAAGCUGACGCCGCGAUACUUGGUGCGCAACAACCUGGGGGAGCCUCUCAACCUGCGAGAAGCGGGCGCCGCCGAUUUCGUCACGGUCGAGGCAGGCCAGCGCGUGCCACUGCAUUUUCUGCGUGUCGGUGCCACCAAGCAGAUGACGCUCGCCUAUCCCGGGAUCAACAACAAGUGGAGCGCGCCCUUCAACAUCGAAGACAUUGGCAGCGUUCACUUGCGGUUGGCCAAAGCUGGUCAUCACCAGCAUCUCAUUAAGGCCGAGGUGCUGUUGGAGGGCCCCACGAUCUUUGUCUCGCUGAGCCUCGAAAACGGGCCAUGGCCGUACAUGUUGCGGAACGAGAGCGACUUUACGGUGCAGUUCAUGCAGGCGACUGAGCGUAUCGAUGAAGGAGGUAGCGGUAAGCGCAUCGACGAGGCGGUGGGCAAAAGAUACGAGCUCAAGCCGCGCUCUAAGAUGAAGUAUGCGUGGGACUAUCCGGCGGCGACGGACAAGAUGAUCAAGCUGGUUGUCAAUGGCCGCGAGCGCAACGUCAACAUCCUCGAGAUCGGCAGCUUGCUGCCGUUCAAGUUCCCUGGAUCCGAGGGUCGAGGCCACAGUGUCAUCUCGCUCGACGUACGUGCCGACGGUCCGACGCAAACGCUGGUGCUGAGCAACUACAAGGAAGAGUUUAGCAACUUCAAGCUCAAACGACAGAACUCGACCUUCUCUCGCAGCGACACGGUCUCGAGCGUUAACAGCAAGGAUGCAGGUUUUGUGGCCGUCGACGUCGACACCAACAUCCUGACGGCGUUCAACUUGGAGUUCGAAGGCGUCGGCAUCUCGCUCAUCAAUCAAAACGUCCAGGAGCUCGCCUACGUGUCGUUCCGGGGCCUCGAGCUACAUUACACAGAGUCGGAGGUGACGACGGCAGUGAACGUGAUCUGCAAGUGGAUCCAGAUCGACAACCAGUUGUUUGGCGGCCUGUUCCCGAUCGUGCUGUACCCGACGGUGCUACCCAAGGACGGCAAGGAUCUGGAGGUGCAUCCGACGCUUCAGGCGUCGGUGAUCAUGCUCAAGGACGAAUCACACGGUGUCACGCACAUCAAGUACGCUUCGGUGCUACUGCAAGAAAUCACGGCCGAGCUGGACGAAGACUUUUUGUUCGCGCUGUACGAAUUCUCCAAGUUCGAAGGAGCCGCAUGGCAGCUUGAGGCGGAGAAGGAGACCGAUUUUAUCGAGCAUCCUCGCGAGGUGGCCGAACCGAGUGGCACGCAAGGCCAGUCGGACGACAUCUACUUUGAGAUCCUGCAUCUGCAGCCCAUCUCGCUCAACCUUUCGUUCAUGCGCACGGAGCGCGUCAACGGCGACGACAAGGUGAGCUCGCGCAACCCGCUCAUCUUCCUCUUCAAUGCGCUGACGAUGGCGCUGGGCAACGUCAACGAAGCACCGGUGCGGCUCAAUGCGCUGGUGAUCGAGAACGUGCGUCUGAGCAACACGGUGCUGCAGCAGAGGAUCAUCUACCACUAUACGCAAGGCUUCCUGCUGCAGCUGUACCGAGUGCUGGGCUCGGCCGACUUUUUGGGCAACCCAGUGGGCUUGUUCAAUAAUGUGUCGUCCGGCGUGGCCGACAUCUUUUACGAGCCGUAUCAGGGCUUGGUGAUGCACGGCAACCGGGAGCUGGGUUUGGGGAUUGCGCGCGGCGCCAGUUCUUUCGUCAAAAAGACGGUGUUUGGUCUGACGGACUCGGUAUCCAAGGUGACUGGCUCGAUCGGUAAAGGUCUGGCGGCGGCGACGAUGGACAAGGAGUUCCAGUCGCGUCGACGCAUGACGCGGUUCCGCAACAAGCCGCGCCACGCGCUGUACGGCAUCACGGCGGGAGCCAACUCGUUCUUCACGUCGGUGGCGAGCGGAUUCGAGGGCCUAGCGCUGCGCCCGCUGGAAGGUGCCGAACAAGGCGGAGCAGGUGGGUUCCUCAAGGGCGUGGGCAAAGGAUUGGUGGGCGCCAUCACGAAGCCGGCGGUAGGCGUGUUUGAUCUGGCGAGUAACGUGACGGAGGGGAUGCGCAACACGACGAUGGUGUUUGACCAGAACGACAUUGAUCGCGUGCGUCUGCCUCGGUACAUUGCCAACGAUGGCAUUGUGCGUCCGUACUCGGACCGGGAAGCGUUGGGACAGACGUGGCUCAAAAACGUGGACAACGGCCGACUGAUGAAGGACUCGUACGUUGCACACGUGGAUGUUGGAUCGCAAGAGGGCGAUGCUGUCAUCAUGCUCACCGUAUCGCGGAUCUUGUAUAUCCGAACGAUGCGGCUGAAGGUCAUGUGGGAGGUGCCACUGUCGGACCUCAGCAGCAUCUCGUUGGAGAGCGAGGGGAUCGCGCUGGUGCUGAGGGGCGGAGUCAGUGGACCGUUCUUGCACCUGCCGGAUGUGAGUACGAGGAACUGGCUGUUCAAGCAGGUGUCUAAGGUCGUGCAGAGCUACAAUGCUGCGCGGCAGUAG